GCAUUAGCUGAGCUGGUCAGCGGAUACAUAAAGGUUGCCUCAGCGCCUCCUUCUCACUCCCUCCUGCGACUGCCAACGGUAUCAUACACUUAGCUGCUUUUCUCAAUUCCUGGUACAUCCUAACUCAAAAAUGCCUGCCGACUUCAGUGGAACCUGGACCAGUGGCAAGUCCGAGGGCUGGCUGGACCUCCUGGAGGCUAUGAAGGUGGAUAAGUCCAAGUUGCCGGCCGACCUGAAGGUGACUGAGACCAUCACCCAGAGUGGUGACUCCAUCACCAUCGUCACCACCAACAACAAAGACCCCAGCGCCAAGAAGGAGGUCACUAUCACGGUGGGCAGUAACUUCACCGACACGGUGAUGGGCCAUCCCAUUGACUGCACCACGGCCUGGGAGGGGAGUACGCUGGUGCUGACCGGUACGGGAGCUGGCAAGGGCAAGAGCACCCGGGGGAUGGCUGGCGGGCAGAUGAUGACCACCAUGGAGAUCGGAGGCGUGAUGGCCAAGACCUGGUGGGACAAGCAAUAGAUACUCUGCAAAAAAAUCCCUCACUUGUGAUUUCGUGGAGCUGCAUGGACGAUCCACAACUUAACAUCAUCCUAGUCUCAUAAACCCGUCAACAUUUGCAUUACAGUGAGAAUCACAAAGUUACUGUUUGAAGUGUUACUAAUUUUGCCCCAAUAGUACAUCACUCCAAAUUGUGCAUCUACGGUCAAAACGGUAACUAGAGAUGGGCAAUUCCACUGACAGAGAUUUGUAAUUAGACCUUGCAACACUUCAGCAUCCAACUGGAUUUUGGUUGUGCUAUACACUGUAUACCAACUCGAAACAUUUGUUCUAAGACUCCCGAAUUAAGGUCACCGAAAAUAAAUAAGGACAUUUCAAUAUUUUUUGUAAAUUUAAAAGUACAGGGUCUCCAUGGAACUUUUCUGAUGGACAGCAAGUACAUGUUUUUCACUUAUAAGUUAAUAUAAUCUACAAAUCCAUAUACUUGUAGUUGAUGACGUAGUCCGAUUGCUAACAGAAAAAGAAACACAUCUAGAAAUAACAGGGUCGACGUUGUAAUAGUGUUAUCUAUAGUGAUUAGCUUUUUGUUUUCAACAAUGACGUAAAAGAUUCGACAAUUGGUAUUUGAUUUGUAGGACCAAAUGUGACCUUAUUAUUUUGUUCCUUGGCCAAAAAGUCAAAGUUUAUGAUUGAACCUUUGAAAUUUGGCGCUGCGCAGAUUUUGUUUGAGUAAACAUGCGAAGUAAAUUCCGAUA
Molecule: messenger RNA, 1260 nt
Organism: Patiria miniata (bat star)
Lineage: Eukaryota; Metazoa; Echinodermata; Asteroidea; Valvatida; Asterinidae
Exons: 2
Coding region: 131-526 (131 amino acids)
Source: RefSeq, a predicted model, not a curated record